AUGCAGAUAGAUAUAAAAAUUAGUAAAGAUCCGCCAUAUAUACUUUGGUGUUUUGAAGAUUAUGUUGUUCGAGUGUCACUCACACUAUACUUUGAUGUGUAUCCUGUUGUCAGCCUUGUAGAAUCAGAUUACUAUCAGUUAGGUGUUCAUAACAUUUCAAGAGUUGGUUUUUUAGGUUUGUCCGAGGCCCCUAGCUUGAGAAGGAUGAACUGGCUCCCCUUUUGUAAUUGUCACCUCUAUUGUGGACUCAUAAAGUUUUAUGGGUUAAUGUUUCAUUUCCGACUGCAUUUGCUUGGUGAUAUCAUCUACCAGCCACAUGUGUGCAUCCCAGAUGCGAAUUUCUUCAGUCAAUAA
This is a messenger RNA of Lactuca saligna, 354 nucleotides long. NCBI's taxonomy places the organism in Eukaryota, Viridiplantae, Streptophyta, Magnoliopsida, Asterales, Asteraceae. The record is from the annotation of a GenBank genome assembly.